Malassezia japonica is the source of this 1857-nucleotide messenger RNA. RefSeq lists its product as uncharacterized. NCBI's taxonomy places the organism in Eukaryota, Fungi, Basidiomycota, Malasseziomycetes, Malasseziales, Malasseziaceae. Bases 1 to 1857 code for a protein of 618 amino acids. The record is from RefSeq and is a predicted model, not a curated record. Gene Ontology annotation, molecular function: ATP binding; protein serine/threonine kinase activity. Gene Ontology annotation, cellular component: nucleus; cytoplasm. Gene Ontology annotation, biological process: peptidyl-serine phosphorylation; signal transduction. The transcript has a single exon.
AUGAGUCAGUGGAACGAUGCACCGACCCGCCUGCCGAUGCGUGCGAGCUCGCUGGGAAUCAUUGCUGAAUAUGCGCAUGAGGCGCUACCGGUGAAUGGAAGUGCAAUGGAUGGCGCUGUGCCACUGGAUUGGAAGAUGGAGACGGAGCGCUCGCUCUUUCCGCCCCGGAAACGCUCGCCGGGCGUCCUGUGGAUGCAGUCGGGCAUGCCGCGCUCACCACGCUCGCCUGAUGCACGCUUUGAUGUAAAAGCACCCGUGCCGGAAGAGGACGUGGCCGAUGUGCUCACCGAGUCUUCACUGCAGUCGCCGAAGUCACUUGCGCCACCCAAAAUUGCGCAGCCCGCACGCCCCUCGUCGCUGAAUGUGGCCAGCGGGGCGAGCACUGCGCCGGUAUCGCGGGUCGAGACCACGUUUGCGGCACCUACACCCCUCUUUGCAUCCAAGCACCCCCCGCCGGCGUGGGAGCAGCUCCCGAGUGUCGAGUCACGGCGUAACCGCCGCUCGCGUCUGCUGCGUAUUGCCGAGAAGGACCGUGAGCGUUCGCGGCCCGGCACGCCCGAGCAUGGCGCGCGGAUCGAGCCGCGGAUCCCCCUGUACGGCGACCUAGAGAUGUGGAAGCUGUGUCCCCGCCGCACGGUCGAGCACGUCGAAGGCACGCUGUACGAUUCCGAAGGACCGUUUAUGGAGGGCGCGACCAGCGACAGUCUGAGUGUGCGUCUUUUCUAUGCGCCGGGUGUGGACGGCGCGGACGGCGUGUCAUACCUCAUUACCACGCCGGACAACCGUGUGUUUAGUGCUGCAAAGCGGCGGCGGUGGGCGAUGGAUAACCACGGCAACUUUUUUGCCGCGAUGGAGAUCAAGAGUGUCGAGUCGAAGCUCGCUGCUGUCCACAGCGACAUCCACGAUCAGGUAUACGCGGAAGAGUACGAGCGCGAUCUGCGCAAGCACUUUUUGGGCGAUGUGCUCGACGAGCUGCAAAAGGCCGAGUCGCUGAUGACCGGCCCGCGCCGGCAGACGCCGCAUCUCUUGCAGACCGAGGACGGAAAGCUGGUGCGUCUGGAGGAAGACUUUCCGGAGGAGGCGUUCUUUGCGAUCGCCGGGAGCGCCGAGCAGGAACUGUACCCGGUCAUUGCCAAGGUGUUUGUCGAGGCGAUCCAGCUCCUCUGGGAACUGCACUCGCACGGCUGGAUGCACGGCGAUAUCAAGCUCGAGAAUCUCAUGUUUGACUCGUCGGCCAAGCUCGUGCUGAUCGACUUUGAGAACGCGAGUCCAUUCCGCGGCUCGCGGCAGCAUGACGGCAAGAUCCAGCUGCUGAGCUUUGACUGGACACCGCCGGAGCUCGAGGUAAGCCACCUCGGGCGGCGCAUGGGGCCGUCCGGCGACCUGUGGGCGCUGGGAUGCAAUCUCAUUCGCGCAUUUGCGCUGCGGGACGGCGUCGAAGAUACGACUGUGCGCGAAAUGCUUCUGGGCCCGGGUCUCCCGUCGUUCUUUGCAUUCCGCGAGACACUGCUCGGCGGCCCUGGACGCGACUUUGGCGUGGACCUCGGUCCGCUGCUCGAGGCGGCCGACACGGAGCAGCCUGCGCCGCUCAUCCACCCUGCGCGCCUCUUGCGCCGCUUUGCACACACCUCGCCCCGGCUCCUGCAGUACGUCCUAGCGCACGCAGUGACCCCCACGCCCGCCGAGCGCAAUGAGCGGCGCGGUGUCGAGCUUGCGCAAGAAAUGCUGCACGACCCCCAAAAUGUCCCGCUCUGGCAGUCGGUCAAGACGGCGCUCGCGACUUCGAUCGAGAUGAGUGGUAGUGCAUGGGUGCGCCCGAAGCUCGACGAAGCGCGGGCGAUCAUGGAGCUCUCGUAG